Messenger RNA from Hermetia illucens (black soldier fly), 4155 nucleotides. It is a transcript of the gene Appl, whose product is annotated as amyloid-beta-like protein. Gene Ontology annotation, cellular component: membrane; neuron projection; neuronal cell body. The record is from RefSeq and is a predicted model, not a curated record. Gene Ontology annotation, molecular function: transition metal ion binding; heparin binding. The transcript is spliced from 11 exons. NCBI's taxonomy places the organism in Eukaryota, Metazoa, Arthropoda, Insecta, Diptera, Stratiomyidae. Gene Ontology annotation, biological process: axonogenesis; central nervous system development. The coding region runs from base 383 to 2722 and encodes 779 amino acids.
CGCGCGGACGGGCAACGGGCGGAGAAGUCGGACCGAGUCGAAGUCGAUUUUCACUUCUUGGCCGUUCUUGAGUCAGCGUUAAUCUAGUCCUUAAACAAGAUCCGAAGUGCGCGGUGGGUGUCCUCCGUGGGUGUUUCUUUCGUUGGCCGAUCUGAAAACCUGAAAAGUUGUCCAACACGCCGAGAGGCGAGUGCUCGGUGCAAAUUGCAAUUUGGUGCGAAAAUCGUGGAACAAUCGAUAAAGUGGUCGGAAAAGUCGUUUCGCUGAAUGGUCCUGCUACCACGGCAGUGGGCCGAGAAUCCGUGAAUUGAACAUUGCCUUGGCGAAGGUCCUUGCGUCGCUGCCGUCUAUAGUGCUCCCGUGUGCCCUGAAAUCGCGUAAAAUGCCCGUAACUCCACUGGUGCUUGUGACACUGUUCGCACUCUGGGACAUCGAAACGUUCGCAGUCCAGGGUGCAUCGUUACGUUGGGAACCUCAAAUCGCUGUUUUAUGCGAAGCCGGUCAAGGGUACUAUCCACAACACUUGUCAGAAGAGGGUAGAUGGGCUACAGAUCUUAACGUCAAACCAGCUAUUUCUUCGUGUCUUAGAGAUAAAAUCGAUUUACUAAACUACUGUAAAAAGGUUUAUCCGAAUAGAGAUAUAACUAAUAUUGUUGAAUCGUCUCAUUACCAAAAAAUUGGAGGAUGGUGUCGUCAAAAUUCAAUUAAUUCAUCAAAGUGCAAAGGAGCUCAACGGUGGAUCAAACCAUUCAGAUGCUUAGAAGGUCCAUUCCAAUCGGAUGCCCUUCUAGUGCCUGAGGGAUGCUUAUUUGAUCAUAUUCACAAUGCCUCCCGCUGUUGGCCGUUUGUAAGAUGGAACCAGACCGGCGCUGCUGCCUGCCAAGAACGAGGAAUGCAGAUGAGAAGUUUUGCUAUGCUCCUUCCAUGCGGAAUAUCAUUGUUUUCCGGUGUGGAAUUUGUUUGUUGUCCAAAACACUUCAAAGCAGAUACGGUUCGAGUGAAGAAAAUCGAUUUACCACAAAUUCUACCGGAAGCUAUGCCAUCCGCAUACGAUGAUGACUCUCAGAGCGUCGAUGAUGAUGCCACAAGCGAUGAUAUUUUGGCUGAUGAGGCUUUGGAUAAUAAUGGAGAUGAUGGUGAUGAAUAUUAUUCGGAUGAAAGCGAUUUGGAUCGCGAUUCAGAUGACUCUGCCGAGAUACGUAAAGCUGAAGCGGAAAAUGCACAGCAAAUGUCUAAUAAUGCUGCUGAUAAUGCGGUGACAGAUUUGCCGAGCGCAGCGUCUACACCACCAGCAAAAUCAGAAUCGCCGCUGAUGAAAGAGGCUACAGUAGAUCCGUAUUUCACACAUUUUGAUCCACGGCUAGAGCAUCAAAGCUACAAGGAGGCGCAACAGCGAUUGGAAGAAACUCAUCGCGAGAAAGUCACACGCGUUAUGAAAGAUUGGUCCGAUUUAGAAGAGAAAUACCAAGACAUGCGAUUAGCUGAUCCGAAAGCAGCGCAAAGCUUCAAGCAGAGAAUGACGGCGCGAUUCCAGGUGGGGAUCUUACAAAAUACAUCUGUGCAAGCAUUAGAGGAAGAAGGUAAUGCUGAAAAGCAUCAGCUGGCCGCCAUGCAUCAACAACGGGUAUUGGCUCAUAUUAAUCAACGUAAACGUGAAGCGAUGACAUGCUAUACUCAAGCGUUGACAGAGCAGCCUCCAAAUGCACAUCGGGUUGAGAAAUGUCUACAGAAACUACUACGAGCCCUUCAUAAGGAUCGUGCACAUGCUCUCGCCCAUUACCGUCACUUACUCACCUCAGGUGGUACUGGAGGCCUAGAGGCUGCCGCAUCGGAACGACCACGAACCCUAGAACGUUUGAUUGAUAUCGACCGAGCAGUGAACCAAUCAAUGACCAUGCUUAAACGAUACCCCGAACUAUCAUCGAAAAUAUCUCAGCUGAUGAAUGACUACAUUCAAGCUUUGCGCAGUAAAGAUGACAUUCCUGGAUCGAUGCUUGGCAUGAGUGAAGAAGCUGAAAUUGCAAUUUUGGAUAAAUACUUUAUGGAAGUAGAGCAUAAAGUUAAGGAGAAGGAACGUUUACGAUUGGCUGAGAAGCAAAGGAAAGAGCAACGUGCCGCUGAACGGGAGAAGUUGCGUGAGGAAAAAUUACGUAUGGAAGCGAAGAAAUUGGAAGAUUUAGUUAAGCAAGAAGAGAAAGAUAAUGUUGAAGGUGAGAAAUCUAAUAAAGAGCCGUCCAAAAAGUACUUAAAUCAUAAAGAAUCUCAGAACGUUGGUGCUACAGAGGCAACAACAAGUCCGAAAUCAAAUCCAACAGUACUGCCGACAGUAGAUGAUGCUGCGGUCCAAAGAGCAGUAGAAGAAGUAGCUGCUGCUGUUGCUCAUCAAGAAGCAGAGCCCAGAAUGCAGCAUAUUAUGGUGCAUGAUUUUGAUCAUGGAGAAUCUAACUAUGCAGUGCGCCAUGAAAUUUACGGAUCUUCGGACCGUGGCGGGCGAAAUGCAUAUUUCACGCUCACGUUUGCUGGCGUAGCAUUGUUGGGUGCCAUAUUUGUAGGAGUAGCUGUUGCAAAGUGGAGAGCGUCACGUUCACCACAUGCACAAGGCUUUAUAGAAGUUGAUCAGACCGUUGGGAUGCCAAUAACGCCAGAAGAGCGGCAUGUUGCAAAUAUGCAAAUAAAUGGAUACGAGAACCCUACGUACAAAUAUUUUGAAGUUAAAGAAUAAAACCACUUGAAACAACAACAACAAAAUUGAGCAUUAAUAAUUAAUUAGUCAAAAUAAAUGCGUAGUCGUAAGAUAACUUAAAGAUAAUAAUAUAAAUGUAAACUAUAUUGGCUCACGCACAAUAGGUAAUAAAAGGUGAAAAGAGAUUUGAAGCGCGAAGCAAGCAGCGUUCUCGAAUGCUGAUCAUUGUGUGGAAAUGAAAAUGAUGAAACAUGAAACCAAGAACAUAGCCGUCGACAAAAAUCAAUGCCUUUAUUACCGCCGAUAUGCGUGAUUCUUUAUGUAUAAUAACAUUAUUAUGCUGGCAAAGCUCUGAUAUUCAUAUUACUGCAAGUGAUUUUUGAUUAUUUUUAAAUGUACGCAAGUAUAUUGUACUAAAGAAUUUGUAUUCACUUUUAAAUCUAGCAUAUGCGUUCUAGAUCGUUAAGGUACAUUGUAUAAAUCAGCAAAUAUAGUAAUUCAAUAAUCUAUUAAUGUAUUACCACUAGAAUCCGAGCAGGAAGUCCUGACCCAGUCCAAGGUAUUAAGUAGCUACUAUAGAACUUUUCCAUAGACGAAGUCGUUUUCGAGGAAAAUGUGUUACGUUUCACUGUCGUUUCGGGGGACCAUGCCUGCCAGCAUGUCCGCUUUGUUUGUUACUCGAGGUUUGGCUUUAAGUUUCUCUAAAACAAAUCUGAUGAUCUCCUUUGAUAUUGUCAACUGCUGAUGUAGGAUAAUGUACUCGUACUCACAGAGAUUUUCCGUUGAUUGGUGACCCGUUUACAAACUUACAAUCUGAUUGUAGAGCUUUAAUUUCGAUAUAUGCGUGUGCCCCUUCGCGAAACUAGGAAAGCUAACAAUAAGUGGUUAUACCCGUAUGACCUUUAAUAUCAAACGCGUUUUAUUGUCACUUAGAGUAAGACCUAAAGAAAUGAGAAGAACUUCACAAAUUGUAAGAAGUAUGAAGUAGUACUAAUAGUUUAACGUCGUAUAAACACUCCAUAAUUGUAAAACAGAUAUUUUUUUAAGUUGGAUUUAGAUGCAGAUGCAAAUGCAGACACCUACUCAAUGAGUCAGCAUGCUAUUUACACAUAAUAUCAAAAAAUGUAUAUUUUAUAUUAUCAGAUAUAAAACUGUGUUAGAAUUAAAAUUAUGCGCAUAUUGAAUAAAUGAAAAGAAAAUGCAGUUGGUAAGCCAUGGGUACAGAUAUUUAACUAAAUGCAUUUUUGGCAAAUGAAAACCAAUCAUUUCAGAUAACACAGAAACAGAUUUUUAUGGUGCGUUGCCGUACAUGCAAAAAGAUUACGAUAUUAUGCUUUUAAGUUCUGUUCCUUUUAACAUAAGAGAACAUACUCAAUUCAUGCAAUAAAUACAUUCAUUUAACAGUAAUUUCUUUUAUUUCGUGUAUGCUAAUAUUUAUUGUUGAGAUUUUGAAAUAAAUAUGCGAUAAAGUU